This is a messenger RNA of Ipomoea triloba (trilobed morning glory), 2734 nucleotides long. RefSeq names its product protein ENHANCED DISEASE RESISTANCE 2-like. Gene Ontology annotation, molecular function: lipid binding. The record is from RefSeq and is a predicted model, not a curated record. NCBI's taxonomy places the organism in Eukaryota, Viridiplantae, Streptophyta, Magnoliopsida, Solanales, Convolvulaceae. The transcript has 21 exons. The coding region runs from base 261 to 2483 and encodes 740 amino acids.
AACACAGAGUAAAAGGUAAGAACCGCCCCCACCAAACAAAGAGAAGUAUAGCGCAAGAUUUCUGGUUUUCUCCAUAGAUUCUUUUUCCCAGAAUCAGAGUGCGAGAGAGAGAGAGAGAUUACCAUCGACCUUUAGUGAGGCCAUUGAUGGCGUAUCUCUUUCUAGCUCUCGAAUCCGGAGCUUCAGAUUAGUAUCUCGCUGCUUUGCGCGCACAAUUCUGCUGCCCAAAACCGUCUUCUCGGUGAAGUUUUGCCGAGAAUAUGGAAAUGAGUGGUUCGCGGAGCGACGGUAGUAGUAGUAGAAUGGAAGGAUGGCUGUAUCUGGUCCGCUCCAAUCCGAUUGGGCUUCAGUACUCCCGCAAAAGAUACUUUGUUCUUCAAGAUCACUUCCUCAAUAGUUACAAAUCCAUUCCCAUAUCUAGAGACGAGGAUCCUAUCAGAAGUGCAGUUAUUGAUUCUUGCAUCCGGGUGACAGACAAUGGGAGAGAAAGCAUAAAAAGAAGGGUCAUUUUUGUUUUCACUCUUUAUAAUACUUCAAAUCAUAACGAUCAGCUCAAGUUGGGUGCAACCAGUCCUGAGGAAGGUGCGAGAUGGAUUCAGGCAAUUCAGGAAGCAGCUUUGAAGGCAGACACAAAUCAAGGGGAUGCCUUGGAUUUCCCAAAGCAUGGCUCACAGUCUUUAAGGUUAAAUUGUUCGAACAGGUCUCAUCGCCGGGCAAAUUCCAUUGACUGGACUGCUUUUUCAUCCUCUGCUGCUGAUACAAGAUCUGAUGUUGUUGCAUCCUCAUCUUGGACAAUCUUUGGUUGUCAGAAUGGACUUCGGCUAUUUAAGGAAAGUAAAGAUAGGGAGUCUUAUAUGAAGUGGGAUGACCAUCCUGCAAUAAUGGCUGUUGGUGUAGUUGAUGGAACAUCAGAGGCCAUUUUUCAAACACUCAUGUCCCUUGGUCCUUCAAGAUCAGAGUGGGACUUCUGUUUAUACAAGGGCAGUAUGAUUGAACAUCUUGACGGCCAUACUGAUAUAGUUCACAAGUGUCUUCAUCGUAAUUGGCUCCCUUGGGGCAUGAAGAGAAGAGAUCUUCUAUUGCAGCGUUAUUGGAGAAGAGAGGAUGAUGGGACAUAUGUCAUUCUGUACCAUUCUGUGUUUCACCAGAAGUGUCCACCUCAAAAGGGAUAUGUCCGUGCCUGCCUUAAAAGUGGUGGGUAUGUAAUAUCACCCAUGAAUCAAGGGAAGGCCUCAGUUGUUAAACACAUGCUUGCUAUCGAUUGGAAAUUCUGGAAAUCUUAUGUACAAACAUCUUCAGCUCGAUCUAUAACCAUCCGCAUGCUGGGAAGACUUGCUGCUCUAAGGGAGUUGUUUAGGGCAAAAAUAGGAGAAUAUACAUCCUCUGAUUCCUCGGGUGAGCUGAUUAGAGGGAGAAGAUUGCAUCGAAUUGAAGAGAAUAAUGUUGAAGCCCAAACAAGAGUAGAGACUGGGAAGCAUAAGGAAGACAUGGAGGAAGAAGUUGUAAAGACACCUUCUGAACAUGCAAGCCUCACGGGGUUAAAUGAUGCUGCAGAUGAGUUUUUUGAUGUCCCAGAACCACUAGAUUGCGAGCAAUCAGAAAAUGGUUGGGCAUCUGACUUUGGGCCAGAGAUGUGUUCUCAGUUGAUUUUUCAGGAUACGCGCCAUCCAAAAGUGUCGAGUGCUGCUGUUUUUGUGAAGAAAUUGCAUGAUCUUGCAGUUCAGAAGAGGGGUUAUGUAGACCUACAUGAGAUGGCAAGGGAAGAUUGUUCAUCAUGCAACUAUGGAUCCACUCUUCCAAAAGAUCCACUUUGUAAUUUGCUUUGCAGUUGGACCCAAACAGAUCCCUCUACAUUUCUAAUUCGUGGAGAGACUUAUUUAGAUGAUCGUAAGAAGAUUAAAGCAAAAGGCACCUUGAUGCAAAUGGUUGGUGCAGAUUGGCUGAAAUCUGAUAAACGAGAAGAUGAUCUUGGUGGCCGCCAAGGGGGCAUUGUUCAGAAAUAUGCUGCAAAGGGUGGCCCGGAAUUCUUCUUCAUUCUCAACAUACAGGUCCCAGGUUCGACGACAUAUAGUCUUGCUUUAUACUAUAUGAUGGAUACUCCUCUAAAAGACACACCCUUGCUAAAAAGCUUCGUAGAAGGGGACGAUUCCUAUAGAAAUUCAAGGUUCAAGCUCAUACCUUAUAUAUCCAAGGGGUCAUGGAUUGUCAAACAGAGUGUUGGACGGAAAGCGUGCCUUAUAGGCCAGGCGUUAGAGAUAAAUUACUUUCGCGGGAAAAACUACUUGGAGCUUGGAGUCGAUAUCGGUUCAUCCACCGUGGCAAGGGGUGUGGUUGGCCUUGUUCUAGGCUACCUAAACAAUCUAGUUAUUGAAAUGGCAUUUCUCAUACAGGCCAACACACCAGAAGAGCUACCAGAAUAUCUUCUGGGAACCUGUCGUCUUAACCAUCUGGAUGCUUCAAAAGCAGUUAUUGUGAAACCUUGAUGAUGUAUAUUCCUUGGAUUCUCCCCUCUUCUAUUGAAGGAAAGCUGCACAUCUCAUCUAUAUCUAUUGAUUUGCACAGAAUCACACAGCAUUUCAAGUAACAUGUGGAUGUUGCCUAUUCUUUCAUUUAGACCAAUCAAAUGAUGUUUACUAAUUACUAUAGUAUAUUGUUGUGAAUACACAAUUCUUGUACUGGGGUUUACUCAAGAUUGAGAUUUAACAUGUUAAGGAAUAUAUUUUACUUCAACCCA